GCUGGUACUGCUUUGGAGGAAUUACGAACGCGAUUCCCAACAGUUUCAGCAAGGUCAAGCAGGAAUGCUGCAACAGGAAGGUAUGAAAGAUCCAAAACUUUCCGACCGUAUCCUAACGUAAGACGCACAGUUGGGAGACCAUUGACGUCUGAAACAGUCUCGAAAGAUAUUGUAAUCUUGGAUUUUGGAAGAGAGAAAAUACCAACAAAAUCCGAGAAAGCUGAAUUGGAAAGAUCCGGCAGAAUCAUUUCGGGUUUUGACAUCAAUAGAAAGUGGGAUGCCAAAACACUUCACAACGAAAUAUCACGUUUACUACCAGGUUAUAUGGAGGGACUGUAUUUUGAAAUCGUCAAGAAUAGUGGCGGCACCCUGAUAAGACCAAAUCUCCCUGCAGGAAAAGACAUUGAUGCUAAGCUACUACUCAAAUCAAUUGCCCCAUCAGGAUGGGUAUAUCUUAGACUGCUAGAGGAGCUACCAGAUUCUUUCAUGGAUCCUAGUGAUAAAAAACUUUAGUUUCUCCUUUUGCUGUUGAAGACACAGGUGAUCCGGGUGAUCCAGGCUUGUGUAUAGACUUGACCGAUGCUCCAGAUGGAGUAGGAUUGUCUCGUCAAAACUCAGCAAAUGGCACUGAAUCCUCUAAUCCAGACGAAAGUUCAACACUCAAUGCCAAUGAGAGUCAGUCACAAUCAAGUUCUUUGAACAUUAAGUCAAUUAUCAGGGGUGCUAAAGAGGGAGAGUUGAGUGACCCCGUAAAAGUGCUCAAAUAUCUACAGAAUUGAAGGAGAUAGUAACUGGAAGACCCUUAGAAGUCACAAGCUCAGAAGACACCAUUGAAGGAGAAACAAAUUACAUAACAGUCGACAGAGACAAUAUACUAGACACCACAUUUGCUGAACUUCAAUAUAUAUCCAACUACAGACUAACAUUCCAGGUGGACUUUAUGGGAGAGGAAUGUGUAGAUUAUGAUGGGCCACGAAAAGAAUGGAUAAGAUUAAUGAACCAAGCCAUAAAACAAAAAUACUUUGACCAUGGUUUAAGGCCAUUGUUGGCAGAAGAUUAUUUUGAUGUUGGAAUAAUGAUGGCAAUAGCCAUGCUUCAAAAUGGCCAGCUGCCUUUGUUUGUAGAGGAGGAUAUUCUGCAGCAAAUUGUUUCUGAAAGCGUUUGUUUGAAUCCUUGUGUUGCCAAACUUCAACAAGGUCUCGAAGUGCUGGGAAUGUUAUCAGCCCUUCAGGAGCUGCCAAUGUUGAUUCAUCUCCUGAGACCUCAAGGACAGCAGAAGCUUGGAGUGCAAAUGCUGCUUCACAUUUUGAAGCCACAGUUUUCAGAGGAGGGGUCUAAUGCACUCAAAAAGGAAAAAAGAAGUUUAUCAACUCUUUGUUAG
Messenger RNA from Porites lobata, 1381 nucleotides. The record is from the annotation of a GenBank genome assembly. Lineage: Eukaryota; Metazoa; Cnidaria; Anthozoa; Scleractinia; Poritidae.